Molecule: messenger RNA, 2922 nt
Organism: Ostreococcus tauri
Lineage: Eukaryota; Viridiplantae; Chlorophyta; Mamiellophyceae; Mamiellales; Bathycoccaceae
Product: DNA-directed RNA polymerase, phage-type
Exons: 1
Coding region: 1-2922 (973 amino acids)
Biological process (GO): mitochondrial transcription
Cellular component (GO): mitochondrial DNA-directed RNA polymerase complex
Molecular function (GO): DNA binding; DNA-directed RNA polymerase activity
Source: RefSeq, a predicted model, not a curated record
AUGUUGCUCGCGGCGGCGGGGAUGCCGGAGAGCGCGCCGCGACCGGGACCGAAGCUUCGACCGCUGAGCGCGGAGGCGACGGCGUUCGGAGACGCGAGAGACAGAAUCUUUGAGGCGGCAAACGAGCGAAAACAAAAGAUACGAUUGGCGCUGCAGUCGUUACAUCUCAGACGGAGGCAGCUGCGGCGCUCGGAGGCGCCGCGAGAGCAGCCGAGCGCGGAGCAGUUGCAGCUUAGGAAACAGAGGGAGGCGGAGAAUUUAGCGUGCGAGCGAGAGGUCGCUCGCUACAAGGAGUUUGCUCGGAAAACGUUCGCGGCCGGGAUAGGGGCGCAGCUUCCCGUGGUCCAAAAGCUGCUGGCGUCGUUUUACGUCCCACUUGUGGACGCAAUCAAAGAGGAGCACGAGAAGAUAAAGUCGAACGUUCCCGGCGUUGAUCGACGCGUGUACGGGCACUACUUGGCGCUGUUAGAGCCCGAGAAACUGGCGGUGCUCACGCUGCAUACGACGUUGAGCACACUCAUGAAGGGAGACUUGCGCCUGGAUGUGCCUAUUUUCAGGGGUGAUGACGACACAGCGGCAUCAGGAAGCGCGAAGUUCAUCACCGUCGCGGAGCAGGUAGGCAUCGUGGUGCAGGCAGAGGUCAACCUUGGACGUAUGCGAGCCGCGGAGAAGAUCGCCAAGGAGGCGUACAAGAAAUCGAGACAACAAACAACGCUCACUGCCGACGGCGGCAAUGCAGCGUCGAAGGACGUCGAAGAGCUGGUUGAGCAGAGGAUCAACUUGACGCUGGACACUUCGAAGAUGAACACCAUCAAGUCGGUGUCCAAACACGCGAGAAAUGCGCUCGAGAACGCCGAGUGGGGACGGGAGAUCCGCGUUAAAGUAGGAACGGUACUCUUAAACGCGUUGAUGAAUACUGCGAAGAUCGGGGUCCCAGAAGAAAACGGUGGGGUCUUGACACUUCCGGCGUUUUAUCACGACUACAGGGAGGGUGGUUACGGGAUGUUACACUGGCAUGACAGUAUCUAUAGAUUUAUCAACACAGAGACGAUGACGCGCGCGGCACUAGUACCGGUCAAACACUUCCCCAUGAUCGUGCCGCCUAGAGAGUGGGUUAGGUACAACAAUGGAGGUUACCUGCGGGCGAACACGCUGUGCAUGCGAGGCAAGUACUCCAAUGAAGGUCCUAGUCGCGCGCAGGUGCAGGCGCUGGAAGCCAAGGCGCGCGAGGCUGAACUCAAGAAUGAACCGGUGCUAUAUCAGCCGGUCCUGGACGCCCUGAAUGCGCUCGGACGAACGCCUUGGCAAGUAAAUACUGACGUGCUACCCAUCGUUGAGGAGGUGUGGGCGAGAGGCGGAGGCAUCGCGGAGGUUCCACUUCGCGCCGAGUUACAGCUCCCGCGUUGGCCUGGAGGAUCUUACGCUCUCCGAAGCGACAAAAACCGAUUCCAGCUCCUCGCAAGUGGGCUUCCGGGGAAAGGCGAAGUGAUUGAAUUCUUGCAGAGCGUGCGGAAGACGAAGAAAUCGAACAUGGAGCUCCACUCGCAGCGUUGCGACUUCUUGAUCAAACUUCAGGUGGCAAGGGAGAUGAAAAAUGAGCCAAACAUAUAUUUCCCACAUAAUCUGGACUUUAGAGGACGCGCGUACACGAUGCACGUGCACUUGAAUCACAUAGGAAGCGAUUUGUGUCGAGGUUUGCUUCGCUUCAGCGAAAAGAAGCCUCUCGGCGAACGCGGUUUGCGGUGGAUGUAUAUUCAGUGUGCCACGCUCUUCGGUAAUGGCGCCGAUAAGCUCCCUAUGGAUGAACGAGUACAGUUCAUCGUGGAUCAGAUCGAGCAAGUUCGCGCUUCUGCCCAGGAUCCACUGGCCAAGGGUGCGUGGUGGCAAGAUGCCGAGGAACCCUGGCAGUGUCUGGCCACGUGCAUCGAGCUGGAUAAGGCGCUCGAGCUGGAAGAUCCCACACAGUUCUUGAGUAAUCUCCCUGUGCAUCAAGACGGUUCGUGCAACGGUUUACAGCACUACGCCGCGCUUGGGCGAGAUUUGCACGGUGGCGAAGCCGUGAACCUAGUUCCGGCAGACAGAGGCGCCGACGUCUACACCGGCAUUGCAAACGUACUCAAGCGCAUCGUCGCCGAUGAUAUCAAACUCAUCGACAGUGACAACGAAGAGGACGUGGCGAAUGCAAAGCUUGCGAUGGCUCUCGCGCACCACAUCGAUCGUAAACUCGUGAAGCAGACGGUUAUGACUUCUGUGUACGGUGUGACUUUCAUCGGAGCCCGGGCACAGAUAUAUAGCCGUCUGCGCGAGCGCGAAGUCAUGGAGGAUAACGAGCUUCUCAGAUACCGCGUCUCUACCUACGCCGCGCGGAGGACGCUCGAUGCUCUGAAUAACAUGUUUUCUAACGCUCGGGAUGUCAUGGGUUGGCUCACCGACUGCGCCGCGAUAGCCACGGCGACGGGUGAACCGGUCAGAUGGACGACUCCACUUGGAUUACCCGUGGUACAGCCGUAUCACCGUAAAUCAACCAAACGCGUGAGAACUAUACUUCAAUCCUUCACCAUCAAGACAGACGACGACAAACAACCGGUGAUGAAGGUGAAACAGCGCAGCGCGUUUCCACCGAACUACAUUCACAGCAUAGAUAGUUCGCACAUGAUGAAGACAGCCGUCGCGUGCGUCGACGCUGGAUUGACGUUUGCCGGCGUGCACGACUCGUUCUGGACGCACGCGUGCGACAUAGAUACGAUGAACAAAAUCCUUCGAGAGAAGUUUAUCGAGGUUCAUAGCGAGCCGCUUCUGGAGAACCUGUACGAGGAGUUGCGCGAAAGCUAUCCCGACGUCGCGGAUAAGUUUCCUCGACCUCCAAAGCCCGGGGACCUCGACCUGAACGUCGUCAGGGACUCUGUGUACUUUUUUAGUUGA